This is a messenger RNA of Crotalus tigris (Tiger rattlesnake), 9225 nucleotides long. It is a transcript of the gene CLOCK, whose product is annotated as clock circadian regulator. Gene Ontology annotation, cellular component: cytoplasm; CLOCK-BMAL transcription complex; nucleus. The transcript has 24 exons. Lineage: Eukaryota; Metazoa; Chordata; Lepidosauria; Squamata; Viperidae. Bases 673 to 3267 code for a protein of 864 amino acids. Gene Ontology annotation, molecular function: E-box binding; DNA-binding transcription factor activity, RNA polymerase II-specific; protein dimerization activity. Gene Ontology annotation, biological process: regulation of transcription by RNA polymerase II; circadian regulation of gene expression. The record is from RefSeq and is a predicted model, not a curated record.
UAGCCUCCAAGGGACAUUCAGGGGGAAGUGGGGGAGGGGGGCUCGCCCGAUCUGAGACCGCGCUCGCUCCCGUUGCGGGUUGCCAGAAGCGCACGCGCACAAGGGGAAAGCUUGCCCCAGGCUUGGCGGCGGCGGCGGCAGCAGCAGCUACUGUUUUGCCGAAUCUGACAGCUUCCGGACGCCAAUUCAGGCUUUCUACAGCAUGUCUGGCCCAGAAUGAUAGUAUAUGGAUAUCAUCAGUAUACUAAUGACCCUUCACUUCAAGACAACAUGGUCUCUCCCAGCGACCUCAAAUAGAUGUUAAAUUAUAUAGAAGAGAUCCCUAGUCUUGUGGCAUCCCACACAGGAGCAACCAAGGAUUCAACUUCUGUUCCUCUAUAAUUAUUGACUGCAACUGCUAAUUCAGAAUAUGAAAUUAAAUUAAGAAACUUAGAGGCAAAGGAAAACAUUUCUACGCAGACUAUACAGUUAAGCCAUGCAGUUCCCCUUCACGAUAUGGCUGUCAACUUUGUAAUAAGCUAGAAUGUAAAAGAACCUCUAUGGGCAAUACAUUCUGAAGAAACUGUUCUCUCAAAAAUUGGCCCUUCUGAAUAUCGCCAUUUGUCAUCCAGAAAGAAAUACACGAUCAGAAUUACAAAUGUCUACCACAAGACUAAAGUGUGAUGAUAUGUUAUGUUCCUUACCAUAAGCAUCCAUAAAAUGAGCUCCAUUGCAGACAGAGAUGAUGGCAGCAUUUUCGAUGGUCUCGUGGAAGAAGAUGACAAGGAUAAAGCAAAGAGAGUAUCAAGAAACAAGUCUGAAAAGAAACGCAGAGAUCAAUUUAAUAUACUCAUCAAAGAACUGGGAUCCAUGCUUCCGGGCAAUGCUCGAAAGAUGGAUAAAUCCACUGUAUUGCAGAAGAGUAUUGACUUUUUAAGGAAGCACAAAGAAAUCACUGCCCAGUCAGAUGCCAGUGAGAUACGACAGGACUGGAAACCCACAUUCCUUAGUAAUGAAGAAUUCACUCAGUUAAUGUUAGAGGCUCUUGAUGGUUUUUUUCUAGCAAUCAUGACAGAUGGAAGUAUAAUAUAUGUAUCAGAAAGUGUAACCCCCUUACUUGAACAUUUGCCAUCUGACCUUGUGGAUCAGAGUAUAUUUAAUUUUGUCCCUGAGGGGGAACAUUCAGAGGUUUAUAAAAUACUAUCUACACAUCUUUUGGAAAGUGAUUCAUUGACCCCAGAAUAUUUAAAAUCAAAAAAUCAACUGGAGUUCUGUUGCCAUAUGCUUCGAGGGACAAUAGACCCUAAAGAGCCACCUACAUAUGAAUAUGUAAAAUGCAUAGGAAACUUUAAAUCCUUGAGUAACAUGCCUAACUCUGCACAUAAUGGUUAUGAAGAAACCAUCCAACGACCUCACAGGUCUUCGUAUGAAGACAGAAUUUGCCUUGUAGCUACAGUUAGGUUAGCUACACCUCAAUUUAUUAAGGAAAUGAGCACAGUGGAAGAACCUAAUGAAGAGUUCACCUCCAGGCAUAGCUUAGAAUGGAAAUUCCUUUUCUUGGAUCACAGGGCACCACCAAUUAUAGGCUAUUUACCCUUUGAAGUAUUGGGGACAUCAGGCUAUGAUUAUUAUCAUGUGGAUGACUUGGAAAAUUUGGCAAAAUGUCAUGAGCAUUUAAUGCAGUACGGGAAAGGGAAAUCCUGCUAUUACCGAUUCCUCACAAAAGGCCAGCAGUGGAUUUGGUUGCAGACUCAUUACUAUAUCACCUACCAUCAAUGGAAUUCUAGACCGGAAUUCAUCGUAUGUACACACACAGUAGUAAGUUAUGCUGAGGUUCGAGCGGAAAGGCGGCGUGAACUUGGCAUAGAAGAAUCUCUGCCAGAGAUUAUAGCAGAGAAAAGUCAGGAUUCUGGUUCUGACAAUCAUAUAAAUACAGUGAGCCUCAAAGAAGCAUUGGAGAGGUUUGAUCACAGCCCCACACCUUCUGCCUCCUCUAGGAGUUCCAGGAAAUCUUCCCAUACGGCAGUUUCGGAUCCUUCAUCAACCCCGACAAAGAUGACAGUGGAUACCAGCACUCCUCCAAGGCAAAAUUUAUCUGCACAUGAAAAGUCUGCACAAAGGAGAGCUUCGCUUGGUAACCAGUCUUUAAAUUCACAAUCUGUCGGGCAGCCUCUGGCACAACCAAUGAUGACCCCGCCUGCAACUUUACAACUUCAGCAAGGCAUGUCUCAGCCAAUGCUUCAGUUUUCUGCUCAAUUAGGAGCUAUGCAACACUUAAAGGACCAAUUGGAACAAAGAACACGAAUGAUAGAAGCAAACAUCCACCGCCAGCAAGAAGAACUGCGAAAAAUUCAGGAACAGCUCCAGAUGGUCCAUGGGCAAGGUCUCCAGAUGUUCUUGCAGCAAUCAACUCCAGGGUUAAACUUUGGUUCUGUACAGCUAGCUUCUGGAAACGCAUCAACCAUUCAACAGAUCACACCAAUAAGCAUGCAAGGCCAGGUUGUUCAGACUAACCAGAUCCAAGGUGGCAUGAACAGUGGACAUAUUGGUUCUCAGCACAUGAUGCAGCAACAAUCUCUGCAAAGUACCACAGCACAGCAUAAUCAACAAAGCAUCCUCAGUGGGCAUAGUCAACAGACGUCUCUAAGCCCUCAAGGCCAGAACACGCUCUCAGCCCCUUUAUACAACACGAUGGUGAUUUCUCAGCCGGCUGCAGGAAAUGUAGUCCAGCUUCCUUCUACUCUACAGCAGACCAAUAACCAGAAUGCUGCCAUUACCACAUUUGCCCAGGAUAGGCAAAUCAGAUUUUCCCAAGGCCAACAGCUUGUGACAAAAUUAGUGACUGCGCCUGUAGCCUGUGGAGCAGUAAUGGUACCGAGUACCAUGUUUAUGGGGCAGGUGGUGACUGCUUAUCCGACUUUUGCCGCACAACAGCAACAACAACAGCAGCAACCACAGACAUUAUCAAUACCACAGCAACAGCAGCAGCAACAACAACAAGAACAGCAGCAACAAAGCCAACAGGAGCAACCCCAACAGCAACUUGCUACAGUUCAGCCUCCAGCUCAGGCUCAAUUGACUCAGCAUCCUCAACAGUUUUUACAGACCUCCAGGUUACUUCAUGGAAAUCAGUCGACGCAACUUAUUCUCUCUGCUGCUUUCCCACUGCAACAAAGAACUUUUGCCCAGUCCCAUCACCAGCAGCAUCCAUCUCAGUCACAGCCACCGCAAAUGCCACGACACAGAGCUGACAGCGUGACGGAGGCGUCUAAAGUGCCACCCCAAUAGUGUGGGGCUUUGUUACUGGGAGCGAGGCUGGCAGGAGAACUGCUCGGUGUGUAAUUGCAUUGGAGACGGUGAGAUCGGAGUCGACAGAUUUUUGCAAUGCACAGUAUUGAAAUUCUUUUAACCGUUGGAAUGUAUCUGCUGAAGAAAAUGGUAUGAAGCGCUGUUGGAGUUUCAGUAGGCGUAAAGCUGGCAAAGAUGAUGGGACAGGGACAUGCUGACUUUUGCCAGGAAUUUAAUUGCUCUGGUUUCUAUGUUUGGCUUUUCUUCAAAGGCCGUGAGUUAAUUUGUCCAGAUCAAAGUCAAAAUGUUCAGUGGACUAAACAAGAUACUUACAAUUAAGUUUGCUCAGAUUAAGUGUUACGAUGGACAUGCUGUUGCUACAGCUAUUUUAAGUAUGCCUGCAAUUAUGCUACAAAGCAAAGUUAAUUUUUUUCAUAUUACAGGACAGUAAAUAUUUUCAAAAUAUUGAAUGGAAUCUAUCUUCAUUGUACAGAUACUGUAAAAUACUGUGUAUAUGUCUGGUUAAAAAAAAAAGCAAGAGAGCAGGAUAUUUUAUAUGAUGCAUGGAACUUGGUUUGAAUUUUUUUCCCCAAAAUUUCACCAAUGUUCAAACUACUGUUUUCAUCGGUUUAUACCUGUUUGUCUUCUCCAUUGUGGAAUCUGUAAUCUGCAUGAUCAUUUCUUCUCAUCUGUAAUGUGGGCACAAUCUCCUGUUUGUAGUUUAUCUGUAACGUCCAGUUUGUUCCAUGAGGUGAUAGUGUGUUCUGGUUUGUGGAAUUUUUGCAAGUUAAAUUAUUGAUGAAACUCUUUGAACUGUGGGGGUUCAAGGCAUUCAAUUUCAUAAAUCCCAUUUGUCAUGUAUCAUUUCAUGAAUAUUUUUUUCUUUGAAAAAAAUAGGAAUUUGCACUGCUCUGUUUUUGAUGGUUUGGAAUUUUGAUUCCCCAAAGCUGACUUUUGAUAUAAUACAUAGUUGCAAAUAUUUAUGUAAAACAUACGGUUUAAAAUAUGAGCAUAAUUUUCACAAAUGACUCCACUAUAGGAGUAAUUUGCACAAAAUAUAUUUAAAUUUAAUAAUUGUAGGCACUUUUUAACUUCUCUGCAGUGGGAAAUGUGUUUUCGGAAUUGGUUGGAAUCUUUUUAUUCUCCUGUAAAAUGUUAACCUUCAUUUAAUCAGAGAUGAUUCAGGGUCAUUUGAAGCAGAACUAAUAAUAAAACCUCCACAGUGCCUUGAUUUUGAUUCAGGUAAUAGUGCUAAACAUACUGAAUUACAUUAUCUUGAAUUUAUGACCAUCAAUUUUAGUUCACUGACAAAACAUGCUUCCUAGCUAAGUCUCUAUUGUACAUAUAGGUAUUUUAAAAACUGUACAAAUUGAGAAUUGCAACGUUUUUAAAACGCUGCGCUCUCCUUCUCAACCGUUCAGUAAGGGGUAGCUGCGGUGUAAUUACUCUCAUUUCACAAUUUGAAAUGUUGCAUCUCACGUUUUCUAAAUUUAUGCCAAAACAUGUAUGUGAGUAACAAUAGAACUGACUUGUAAAGCAGUUUAAAUUGAGUUAUCUGGAAUGAGACAGACUACAUAAAUAAGAUAUAAAAAGAUAACAUUGUAUUGGGACUUCAGAUGACAAAUUCACAUCAUAAAGAUAAUAAAAAGAUCCAACUGAAAUUCUGUACAGAUUUAAAAAAAAUGUUUAAUAUAUUUUAUGGUACUAGUUUUAAAAUCCACAUCUGCAGAGCAAAAUAAGUUUGAAAUUGGGUAUCUAAAAGGAAAAAAAAAUAUUGGAAUGUCUGAGUCAAGAAAGAUUGGAUAAUAAAGAGGAGCUUUAUUAAUGUAACCAAAGUUAUAGUGAAAGGCGCAAAGAAUGUAGUGCUGGUUGGACAAAGCAACAUCUUGGUAGAAAAUACCAAAUGUUAUCCUAUGGUUAAUUUGGAUGCUAUUCAGGUACCAUGCAAACUGUCAGCUUAUCUUAGUUGUAAAUGUGCCCAUGUAAUCUACUGACCACUUUCUAAGUCAGGGGUUCUCAACCUUGGCAACUUUAAGACUUGUGGAUUUCAACUCCCAGAAUUCCUCAGCCAGCAAAGCUGGCUGAGGAAUUCUGGGAGUUGAAGUCCACAAGUCUUAAAAUUGCCAAGGUUGAGAACCCCUGUUCUAAGUGGUAGAUAAACUGAGAGUAACAUUUCAAUGUAAGAUUCUGCUUUCAUCUGUCUUGAGGAAAUCAGAGAAUGAAGCCAUAAUUUUGUUUAAAUGCCAUUCCUGGCUUUAUUUCUUGGUUUUUCUGGGCAACACAUGCUAGGCUGGGUGACUGCACCAGUGGAUAUGCUUGAACAUGUCUGUUACUAAGCCAGGCAGAUGGUUUAAUGCGAUACGUGAAUGGCUCCUUCAAGUUCUUUUCAUUGCUUUAGCCUUACAUGGUUCCAAUCCCCGCCCCCCCCCCCACAUGCAUUACUCAACAGUUUAAUAGCUCGUACCAUAAUCACAUUUUUAAGAUUUAUUUUUAAAGAAUCAAAGAACCAAAGAAUUGGAUUAACCCUUUUCUCUCUUGGCAAAUACUGGAAACCAGUAGGAAGUUUACUUAGGAAACUACGUAGCACUAUUACCUACAUACGUGGAAACAGUUCUGUGAAUUUAAUGGCAAAUAACUCUGUUCUACUGUAACUUGUUUGUUAUAAUGCCAGGCCUGGCUGUGUUGAACGAACAUCUUUGCAUGUAGUAAAUGAUUGUCUAUUUUGGGCUUGAAGCUAUUUAGAAUAUUAUAGCAUUAAAUAAGAAAAUUUGGAGGGCUUUGGAAUUGCUUUAUAGAUCAGGGCUUUAGUGGAGAGCAGCAGUCAUGAGCUGUUUAUUUGAUAUAGAUUUUCUUUGCCACUUUUAUUGAGAAAGAACACAACUAUCAGUAGAUGUGGCACGUAUUUGGGGAGGUUAUACAAAAGGUAAGCGGACAAAAGAAGUCGUAAGAAAGUAAAAAAAAAAAUUACUAAAGAAUUUUUUUUUGUCUACAGCACUCCAGGCAUACUUCAAUGAAACAAAAAUAUUUUCUAGAAGGUAUGUGGGCAUUUAUGUUUUAUUUUCUAGCUGACAAGAUUUUUGUCUGAAGAUCUUUUGCUUCUGUGGAGCGUCAGUGUGCCCUAAAUAGCAAGAAGAUUCAGCUUUUGCUCUUAAUGAUAGUUCUGAUGUUUCUCAAGGCUAAUUUUUAAUCUCAGAAAUCAUUUGUAAGUGCUGAGUAUUCCGCCCUCUGUAAUUUAGUAUGGCCAAAUGUCUCUGCUGGGGGAGGCAGGGGUAAUGGAGGGGGCCCACGGAGAGUUGGGGAUUCGUAUUGUGGGUAUUGCACUUAACCUAGAGCAGGGGUGGGCAACCUGGAUAGAGUCAGGGAUCACAGUGCAGCUUCCUGGCCUCUGGAGAGCUGCAGGAGCCCUCCCGCCAACUUGGAGAAACGUGUGGGCCUUUGGAGAGGGGCGUGUUUGAGUGGGACGGGGGAACAGGAGACCCCCUAGGAGGCAGGCCCACCCCGAUUCCCACGCUCAAACUCUUUGAGACCGUGCCAAAAGGCGUUCAAUUUUGCGGCCAGUUUCCGGCAGUGCAAUUUUGGCCCACUUUUCAGGGGGGUUGGGGAGUGCGAAGAAUAGGAACGGGAACGUUUUGCUUCCAUUCCCACUCUCAUUUCUUUUUGGGGGAAAAAAAAGAGGAAAAGAAAGGAAAACUUGUUUUGGCAAAACCCAGACACAUUUGCCGUCGAAUUUCAGCCGUGCAAUUGCAGGGUGCUGGGAGGUUUCAGAUGAGAUCCUGGGAGUGGCAAGAGGCCAACCACUGUGCUGAAGCAACAGUUGAGCCAGCGGCAGGAAGCCUGACGAAAGUGCUGCUGAAAAAGGAGAAGGGUAGUUUAGGUUUGUUUGUGUUUGUGGGGGUGGGAGGGGAAGGAAGACUCCACGGUGAGCUUCUGGGAAUUCUAGAGGGAAUCGUAUAAAUAUUUUUGAUAUUAUAUUUAAUAUAUAUAUACAUACAUAUAUACUAUAUUUCUACACAUAUUAAGAGAAUAUAGUCAGAGCUCUCCAUAUGCCUUCCAUUAUUUUUAUGUAGAAGUUUACUUGCUGGUGCAAUGAAUUAUUCCAGUCUGUCACAAUCUGUAGGCUUCCUGCCUUCUGCCAGCUGAUCAGGAUAAAAAUGACUGAACAUCCACACAAGUCCAAAGCUGUCAGUUAAAACUGUGUUAGUUGCUUAAGGAUCUGUUGAAAACGUAAUCCCGUUAACCACUGUGGCUCAAGUAACUGGGAUUAUGAAGCGAUGGAGUAGCCACACCUAGGGUGGGAUAUGAAAUAAUAAAAUAUUUUUAAGUGGAAAGAGUCUUGCCAAGAGACCAGCACCUAAAAUAGACACCUUAUGGUGAUGCACCUGGGUAGAUUGGCAAGUCAAAAUUUGCUUUUUCUCUGAAACUCUUUGUUUCUGCAAGUGGUGAUCACUCUCCUGUAAUACUUGAGUAUGAUAUUGAAUUAGGUAGCCUAAAAUGUGCGCAAACAUAAGCACUUUAUUGGGGGGGGUGUCACAUUUUGAAAUACAGUUUAUUUAGGCAACGGGACUGUUCACAGAAAAAAGGGGUGGGGUCGGAAUGUAGACUAUUGUCAAAAAGAGGCAUUGCUGGAAAAUGUUUCUUAACAUUUAGGCUUAAGUCUAAAUACGCGACAUGUAGUAUUGGUUGGCUUUAUAUGGAUAUACAGUAGAUAAAAUACCUAAGCUUUUUUCAGAACUGAUUUUUUUUAAAAAAAUAAAUGUUGCACAAUUGCCAGAGAAUUAUCAACGGGGGGCUUUCGUGUAAUUCUAAGUGGUCCUUAGGAUUAAAAGUGUAGAGGGUUUACAGAUGUGGCCUUUAGUAGACUGCUUCAGUCACAAGUAUAGUUUGUAUUUUUAGUGAACACCCAUUUUUGUUGUGUACGUGUGUAGGUAUGUGUGUGGGUUUUUUUUUUUUUUUAAAUGUUACUGAGUCAUGUGAUGUCAGCAUGCACGUCAAAGUCAUAAAUCGAUUGUCGGAAAUGUGUAGUUGAGAUAUGUAUGUGAUAAGACAAGGAGGCCUAGAGCAGUGUUUCUCAACCUUGACAAUUUUAAGGCAUGUGGACUUCAACUCCCAGAAUUCCACAGCCAGCAAUGCUGGCUGUGGAAUUCUGGGAGUUGAAGUCCACAUGCCUUAAAAUUGUCAAGGUUAAGAAACACUGGCCUAGAGGGAGCCGAAGUGAUGUGGAAGAGAGGACGCAGUUUCUUCUUCCCUAUCCCCCCAAGUUAAAGAAAAUUGGAGAUGUUUUCAAAUGUAUACACUUGUUCGAAGUUGAAUGUUGACCAGUCAGUGAGUGAGACAAGCUUUGAGAGACAUUUUAAAAAAAAACCCAUAAUUUGGUUGUUUAUGAAACCGAGUAGUUUAUUGAUACAUUUUUAACACUACAUUCCUCUGUCUUUAAUAAACAAAUACUUUACAGUCUAUGUUGCUACGCUUCAUGCUUUCUCAUCUGCAUGGGUAUGGCCAGCAGCAGCAUGAUAGGUCGUAUUGCUUAAAAGAUGUUGUACCUGCCAGUAACACACAAACAAAAGCAAAACGAAACACUGUGUAUGAACAAAAUACUGUGUUGCCUGAUAUACAGAUCCCAGCUCUAACUGAGGUGCUGCACUAGUAGACAAUCAAAAUCAGUGGAAGACUUUGGGGUGGGGUGGGGGGUAUGCUCUUAAAAGAUACAGCUGCUUUGAAAGUGUUUUUUAUUCUUAAAAGUAUUUAUUUUUUAAAUUGUCUAAUUGGAUACUUUUCAGUGUUGAUUUCACAUUGUCUUGGUUUUGCAUUUUUAAAAUUUGGCAUUAGAUUUGUAUAUGUAGGAAACCUGUGUGAUUUUCAUGAUCUGACAUCAGGAACUGUAGAUAUGAAUCCUUAGUGUUCACGUGAUCAUUACUAAGUGUCAGUUUUUAACUGAAUAAACAUAACAUUUGAAAUUUC